UAGUCGGUCUCUGACAAGGGGCAGACAACAAAGUAGCGAGUGUUCAAUAUAAAAGCAACUUAAUGGCCGCGCAGUAAGGGCCAUGUGUGUUAAAUGUAAACAUUGAACUAUAAAGUUUCUUUCGAUUGUGGAAAAAGAUUUCUUGGUGGUGCUGAUAGGUGAAAGUGGUUGACACCCUGUAUGAGUACGAUGGGGAUCCUGAAAAGAACCCUUUAUUGUAAUAUGAAUAGAUUCUCCUCAUCGAACCCAUCGAAUAGUUUCUUGUGUACUGCAUUAAGAAGAACAAACAUGGAGGAUAUAUUGAUGGUUUCCCUUCGAUGCAGCUCAGCAGCAUCGCUCUGGGUGGAGUAUUUCACUUCCUACUUCCAGCAAAUUGGAAAACAGACGAAUCGUAAAUCGUUCAAAAUCCAACAUCUGGCUGUCGAGGACUUCAUAGAGGCUAAAGUGGAUGCAAAUCUCCUAUUAGAAAAAAGCUCAUGCGUGAAACUGCAGUUGGUAGUCCUCUGUCCUGGAUUGUUGGACUAUAUAUCUGAACACCCUGAAAACACCGCGUUUGGGAAACUUUUUCUUCCCGAUAGGACCCUGGCUCUCCUUUUGGGAGUUUCCGACGAUGAUAUCACAGAAGUACACAGAAAAGCCCUUCCCACUUACUUCAAAUGGCAAAGGAUGACAGUUGGACAAGACCAAGACGAAAAUUUCACCAAAGAAUUCAUCGGCCACGCCAUGUCAAUUCUGGCGAGAGUCUGGAAGCAACAAAGCUCAGUGGCUGCUCAGGAAAAGUCUUGUUUUUCAGUAUCCCCAAAGAAAAUCCGACAGGGACAAAACAGUGUGUUCAUCCUUCUGGCUUACCCUCUCCAAAAAGAGGACUCGAUCAAGAUUUCAGUCGAGAAAAACAACGAAAUGAUCGAGGUGAAAAACGUGAAGAGGAGGAAUCCCUACACGAUCAAAAUAUCUGUACCUGAUAGUUUUACGGAAGUGACGGCGAUCAUAAAUAUAAUUGUGGAGAAAAACGGUAGCAUCAUUGGGAGCAGACCGAUCAAGUGCGAGAGCAGGCUGAGGGAACUGGAGCAGAUCCUCAGGCUGUCGAAUCAUCCAGUAGAAUUCAUGUGCCAGACUCUUGGUUUCACACCAGCUGAUAGGGAAAAUCUGGACAAUUGGCUUGUCCACAACUUCCAAAAGAACCUUCCUCCACAUUUUAGUCUGCUGGCGAGUCAUUCAACCCCAUUUGCUGCAGCUGUACAAGCUCACAAACACAGUUAUGAAGAAUACCCCACCCUACUCCACUUCUCGGCCAAGUUUGGCCUGGAAAAGUUGGCGCUUCAACUCCUGGAUUGUCCUGGAGCGGACGUAGCGUGCGAAAUCAAGAACAUCUACGACUUUACCCCUGCGGAAAUCGCUGAGCAAAACAACCACUGCGAGUUAGCCGCCUCUCUGAGAAACUAUGUGAAUAUGAACGAGUUCUCCAAUAUGUACGCGAAGCUGAAGGCCAUUUCUGCUCACCAUCAUGACGACCAUCACAACGCAGAAGUAGAGUACCUUGUGCCAAAAAACCAUGAGGAUUUCUACAAGCUUUGUCCAGCACCAAGACCAGUGAAUUCAAAACUGUCAUCUCCACCUAAUUCACCAAGCACCAGUAGUACAAGCGAUCUUAUGAGCUCAAGUGGAUACACUCCGAUGCAUACACCGACUAUAAGAGUGCACGAUCACCAGACUGGUGAAGAAGUCAAGUCGUCAACCCACGUAAACACCCUGCCAAAAACCAAUUCUUCGAAAUCGAAAAAACACCAAAACGACAAAGACUGUCCUGUCAUCACCAAGCAGGCAUCGUUGCCGAACAAUUUCGAAGUGCACGAGGAUAAAGUACAAAAGGAACUAUUAGAGAUCAUAAACGAUUUCAAGAACAACGUACACUCUAUAUCGCAGGUUGAGAAGCUGGUUGAAGAAUGGAAGAACAGAAACGACGUGCAAAAGUCCUUCAAGGAGAAGCAGGAGCAACUGAAGGAAAUGAGGUUAAGGUAUGAGAAAAUCCAGCAUGAAAUGAAGGUUGCUCUGAAGAAACCCAGCCCUUUCGAUAGGAUCAAGAAGAUCUUCUCCAGAAACAAAUCUCGUGAAGAUAGCGAGCAGCACGUCGUAUCCAAACCAACGAUCACGUCUUCUACCAGCAAUUUGAACAUAUCCAACGGACAAUCGCAAAGGCCGGUUAGCAGUCUGAGCACUUCAAGCUCGUCCUCCUCCGGCAGAAUGAGCACCAUCAGCGGUUGCAGUCUGGGAGACAGCGGUACUCAUUCGGACAACGAGGAGAGAAAGAAUAUAAUGAGAGUGCACAGUGACGAUGACUUCAGAAACGAAUUGAACAGAGCUGUUAUGAAUUUACACUACACUCCCCUACCCGCGCCGAAGCCUAUCAAAUGUGUCAAUACACAUAAAUCGAAAUUAACCACAACCAUCGAGGAGACGAUGUCCAGUCAACCAAAGAGCGAGGGAACGACGAAUGAUCAAUAUUACAUUCAGUUUCCGCCUUCCGGUUUACCAGUGGCAGAGGUCCUCAACCACGCGAUCAACAAAAUAAAGGAGGAGAAAGGUCCAAUAACCGCCAGAAACGACUACAUGAACAUUUCUGCAAAUCCAUGUUGUAGCAAUGAUUCCUCAUCGUCUCACGAAUACAUGAACUUCAGGACGCCGACCAGUAUAAAAUAAAUUCAAAACGAAAAUACGUUUAAGUAUUUUUUGUAUCUAUGUGACUGUGAAAAUUGUUUAGUACAUAGUUUAUUUAUAACUUUUUUGAUAUAAUUUAUGUUAUUUUAUAUAUUUGUAUUUGAAUAUUUGUAUAUUGUUACUAUAGUAUUAAAAAUACCAUCUUCGUA
Coccinella septempunctata (seven-spotted ladybird) is the source of this 2864-nucleotide messenger RNA. It is a transcript of the gene stumps, whose product is annotated as phosphoinositide 3-kinase adapter protein 1. Gene Ontology annotation, molecular function: fibroblast growth factor receptor binding; transmembrane receptor protein tyrosine kinase adaptor activity. The coding region runs from base 181 to 2697 and encodes 838 amino acids. Gene Ontology annotation, cellular component: cytosol. The transcript is spliced from 14 exons. The record is from RefSeq and is a predicted model, not a curated record. NCBI's taxonomy places the organism in Eukaryota, Metazoa, Arthropoda, Insecta, Coleoptera, Coccinellidae.